Verruconis gallopava is the source of this 2447-nucleotide messenger RNA. RefSeq lists its product as uncharacterized. Lineage: Eukaryota; Fungi; Ascomycota; Dothideomycetes; Venturiales; Sympoventuriaceae. Gene Ontology annotation, biological process: regulation of transcription by RNA polymerase II. Gene Ontology annotation, cellular component: nucleus. The coding region runs from base 366 to 1967 and encodes 533 amino acids. The record is from RefSeq and is a predicted model, not a curated record. Gene Ontology annotation, molecular function: RNA polymerase II cis-regulatory region sequence-specific DNA binding; DNA-binding transcription factor activity, RNA polymerase II-specific. The transcript is spliced from 2 exons.
AGAGUUUGACUUAGCAAUUGGGCGAGCGGGCGACGGUGACUGCCCGCGUUCCUCGCAUGGGGACUAGGCCGCAUGCGGAGGCGGUGAAGCGCUCGCCCAUCAAGGUACCAUGACGAAUCGCUUUUUCUUCGCCGUCGCAGCCCCUCGACCGCGGACUCUGCUCACACGCGUGUGUGCGUGAGACAGAGAAGAGAUCUUUGGAUGUGACUGAGGCUCAAAGGCAUCCUGCUUUCUUCUUUCCUGUCGGUUUAACCCCCCUCAUCGGCAGCCUCAGAAAACGGCUCCAUGCCCACGGAUCCGAUCCGCGUCGGCGCCGUAGUCGAACCAGUCUCUCAGCCUUUGACCCGUCACAUGUUCUCGACAAGAUGACCGCUGCAAAUCCUUCAGACGUCCAAUUGAUAGCUCCCGCUCUCCUACAGCUCAACCGCGGGGACGGCAGCAACAUCAACAGCAGCGCCAACAAGUCGGCGCUCUACGGACAGUGCUCCUCUGCUACGUGCGGCGCGCCCAUAACAUCCUUUCCUGACUGCCUCGAGUGCCGCAACUCUGCUCAUCUCAACCUGCAAUGCGACUCUUGCUGGACUGACUGCACCUCUCCUUGCAACGACGACGACUGUCACAUCCCUCAGCCGUGCUAUGACGAGCACUGCGCUGUGGAUUCGUGUGUCGACAGCGCCUGUGCGGCAGAAUCGUGCACCGAUGCGACAUGUCCCGAGACGGUGCAUUGCAACGCGACCUGCUUCGACAGCAGCUGCCUCUACGAAUUCGGGGGUGGCCCCGAGGCAGCAGGCUACGAUACGCUCUACUGUGGACAGGGCCAAUGCUUUGGGUUUUUGCCCGUUGGUCCGGGACUUGAAGGCUUCGGCGGUGCUGGUCUCGACGUGGAUCUGCAGCAAUGCUCACACAUGGCCUCCUCCUUGUCGUCGUCGGUUGCGUGGGGAUCUCUCGGCGUGUCCUCCAACCACGUCGUUCAGCAGCAGAACGAUCACAUCCACCAGUCGAGCGGCAACAAGCGGAGGAGGAUCGAUUUGUCGUUAUCAGAGGCCGCUGGGGGACUGCAAGAUCACUGCUGGUCUCACAGUCACUUCGACAGCGUCUUCUCCAACGAGGAAAUCGAUGUAGCGCUUCAAAACGCCUUGCCUGGCAGUCAGAGCGUUCCGCCGCUCGAGUUCAACUGUCAGGCCACGUGCCAUCAUCAACUGAAGCGCAAUAUGGACGAUUGGGCAAACGAUCUCGCACAGGGCCUGCCCUGUCACAUCACUCACGAAAAGUGCUCUCAUCCUCCUCAGCCCGUUUUACGCAGGCACACACAUAGGUCCCCAAACAGGCCGGCCAAAAUCCUCCCCAACCCAGAACUUGCGCAGGCUGUGUCGCCGGCCACGCAAAAGACUCGAACGGAGAGUGGCCGGCUCGACCUAAUUUGCCAGUGGGUCACCGACGCCAGCACCGCUUCGAUUUGUGGCCACCGGUUCUCGUGCGAGAAGGACCUGGACGAACACCUCCAGAAGGCGCACACCAGCAAACUUGGGCCCAAGUCAUUCACGUGCUGCUGGAAGGGAUGUUCCACCACCUUCAAGCAUCGCGGGAAGCUGAACCGACAUAUCUCCGGCGCGCACUCCAAAUAUCACGCGUACGUGUGCACGCACGUGGACGCGUCGACGGCGGAGCCUUGCGGCCGCACGUUCUGCACAAAAGAGCAGCUGAAAAACCACGAAACGACCCACACGGGCGAAAGGAAGUACAAGUGCAGAUUCUGCGACCACACUAGCGCAACAAAGACACAGCACAACACGCACGAAAGAAUCCACACCAAGGAGAAGCCAUAUCAGUGCCCGUGGUGUGGACACAGCAGUGGUGACAGCAGCAAUCUGAGCAAGCACAUCCGGAACAAGCACCCAGGCAUGGCGGGCAGGGGGGCCAGAAAAAGCACCGAGGUUGACAUCAGCCCGGCUUCACUGAGCGUUUAAAGCCUUGAGUUUAAAGCGUUGAGCUUUCGUUUUAUAUUUUCCAACACGAACAGUAGAUAGUUAUGAUACAAACGUGAUCACGUGAACGAAGUCUUUGGACGACGACGUUCAGGAACCACAGGCCAUGAUUGAACAUUGCAUAACCGUUGUUAGCAUGAAGCUCCGCUCAGCAAUCACCAGUCCUGCGGCUUUCCGUCCUCCUUUGAUCUAACGCUGUCGUUCGCCCAAUACGCUCCUGAUAUGCCCUUUACGUCGCCGAACGCCAGUCUCAGUGGGAUCCGAGCCCCUUGCUCCGGCGUUUUUGGCGGCCUCGUCUUUCCGUUGUUGAUCAGGCUGCCCAUGCUCGUGUCGAUCCAGCCGGGGCAGCAGCAGUUGAUGGUCGCGUCGGGAUGCUGCGCCGCCAAGAUCUUGGUCAGCAGGUUGACGGCCGCCUUGGAAACGCUGUAGCUCCUGCGGGCAGGGAAGCCGGCCUCGACGUCG